Molecule: messenger RNA, 627 nt
Organism: Mercurialis annua (annual mercury)
Lineage: Eukaryota; Viridiplantae; Streptophyta; Magnoliopsida; Malpighiales; Euphorbiaceae
Product: secreted RxLR effector protein 161-like
Exons: 2
Coding region: 1-627 (208 amino acids)
Source: RefSeq, a predicted model, not a curated record
AUGAAUGAAUUGGAACGGGAACAAAUGAAGAACAUUCCUUAUGCAUCUGUCGUUGGGAGUUUGAUGUAUGCUCAAACUUGCACCAGACCGGACAUCAGUUUUGCUGUCGGAAUUCUGGGCAGAUAUCAAAGUAAUCCGGGAUUAGAUCAUUGGAAAGCUGCAAAGAAAAUUCUUAGAUACUUGCAAGAAACAAAGGAUCACAUGCUCACUUAUCGAAAAUCUAAACACCUUGAUGUGAUUGGAUAUUGUGAUUCUGAUUUUGCUGGAUGUGUUGAUACAAGAAAAUCAACAUUUGGCUACUUAUUCCUUUUAGCUGAAGGAGCAAUUUCAUGGAAAAGUGUGAAGCAGUCCGUCAUUGCUGCAUCCACUAUGGAGGCCGAGCCGCUGAAAAUUUAUUGUGAUAAUUCUGCAGUAGUUUUCUUCUCUAAAAACGACAAGUAUUCUAAAGAUGCUAAGCAUAUGGAAAUAAAAUACUUUGCCGUUAAAGAAGAAGUUCAGAAACAAAGAGUGUCAAUUGAACAUAUUAGCACACAUCUUAUGAUUGCAGAUCCUUUAACAAAAGGAUUAGCGCCCAAAACAUUUAAUGAACAUGUUGUAAGAAUGGGCAUUAUUGGACGUCAUUACUAG